Messenger RNA from Porites lobata, 515 nucleotides. Lineage: Eukaryota; Metazoa; Cnidaria; Anthozoa; Scleractinia; Poritidae. The record is from the annotation of a GenBank genome assembly.
AUGGAUUUCUUCGAUUACAGGCCAGAUUUCAACAUAAGUGACUGUACUCAAAGAUGGCCAAACGAAGAAGAUGGAGAUGAGAUGCGACAAGCCUACUUCAUGAGUUUGACCGUUUUCUGCUAUGUCCUGCCACUGACUAUUGUCGUUGGUACCUUUCAUAGCAUUUCGUGGAAACUUCGUGCCAGCAGCAAGUUCAACAGAACCAUAAGAGAGGAUUACGGCGAGAUCGACGAACAAAGACAUCGGGAAAGGCUAAGAGAAAGACAAAACUCCAAAGCAAAAAUCUUCUUAUUCCAGUCGUCAUAGCUUUUGCUGUCACCAUGCUUCCCUUGAACGUUUUUCGCGUCGUUGUUUUGUACAGGAAAGAAAUUGCCCAACAAAAAUAUCUCUGGGUUAAUUUCAAUAUUUGCGUUUUUUCCGUCAUCAUAAAUUCAUCGAUAAACUUUGUCAUUUGCUCUCUUGCAAGUGACGAGUUUCGUCAGGGUUUCAAGCGAUUUUUCUCGUGGAAUACGGGC